Messenger RNA from Ceutorhynchus assimilis (cabbage seed weevil), 620 nucleotides. NCBI's taxonomy places the organism in Eukaryota, Metazoa, Arthropoda, Insecta, Coleoptera, Curculionidae. The record is from the annotation of a GenBank genome assembly.
AAUAUUCUUAUGCCAAACAAUCAAAACAUUGAAUUAUAACCUAAUAAUUUCUCAGUUUUCCACUUUUCACAAAUAAAAAGAAAAUUAUGGAUGAAGAAAACGCUCCCAGCGUCGACCCUAAAGAUGCAUUUUCCACAGGUAUCGUUUCACAAGUGGACCACCCUAAAUUCUCAGAAAAAGGCAAAGAACUGAGCCACGAAUCAGUGGCCCCCCAAAACUCUUACCAAAUCAAACCCAGUUUUCAAGACACAUUCAAAGAAGCUCCAGUCAAAGAAGUAGUAAUAAACGUCCAACAAAACACUUUAUAUGGACAAACUUAUGAUGCAGAUAGUGCUAAAAAGUGGACAAUUAGAAUGGCCAACGAAAUCAAUGAGAAAAUUAAAGACAUAGGCAUGAAAAGAUUCAGGCAUGUUGUACAAGUGAUAAUAGGAGAAAGAAAAGGACAAGGAGUCAAAUCCGGUAUCAGAUGCACUUGGGACAGCGAAACUGAUACUUGCAGCAGCGAAGUUUUCAUGAACGAUACAAUUUUUUGUGUUAUCACAGUAUUUGCAGUAUUUCAUUAUUAAAUUAUAAGCAAAAUUGUGUUUUUAAUUUCAAAAUAAAUCAAUAGAUAUAUCCUA